AUGUUUACGAAUUGAAUCAUCAGUUCUCAUUGAGUUCCCUUGUAACGGAAGAUAUUCCAGAAUAAAAAUGAAACUAAAAAGUGUGUGUUUCUUUUUAACCUUUUUAGUGGCUGCAUCCGCACAGCAGCUGGUGUGCUACACGUGUGAAGACUGCAACAACCAAAUUCCACUUCUUCAACCAUGUGGUGGAUCUUUUCCGGCCCUGGAACCCAUCGUGGGUCAGAGUCCGGUCAUGAGUAUGGACGAUCCCCUACUGACUCCUCCUCCACUGCCGGGUGGCGGUAACUCGGGUGGCAACCCAAUUAAUCCCGGGGACCCCAUUUUGACACCACCUCCAGUCGUGGGAGGCGGAAGUGGUGGCACCAAUGUUGGCAAUGGUGGUGGUAAUCCUUGGGAUCCGAUCCUCACUCCGCCUCCUCUUCCGGGAAAUGGAGGAGUAACCAGUAAUCCUUGGGAUCCCAUCAUCACACCUGCUCCAGGUCAGAUUGGCGGCGAUAACGUAAACCAGGGACUCCCCGGAAAUCCAGUUCUAACUCCACCGACAUUCCCACCAGCCAUGAACAAUAACAACAACGGUGGGUUGCCGGGAAUUUUCACGCCCCCUCCAUUGAUCCCGGCUUGGCCAGCUCAGAAAGCCAUGAAGGCCCAGACUAUCGGCCGUCAGUUCGGAUGUGUCGUGGUUAGGACGCAAGUAAACAAUCGGGAAGUAGUUCGGCGAGGCUGUGCGGUUCUGGAGUCGACCCAGGCCGAAUCUUGUCAGCGAGUGACCGGGGGGCGUUAUCUCCAGUGCACUGUCUGCAGCACUUCGUUGUGUAAUGGACAGUUCUAAUCUUGCCCAUCCAUCAUCCUCCAACCAAGUGGCAUCAGUUGUAGUGGCACCAGAGUGGCAACCGAGUUAUCUUUUCGUUAUGCUAAGUAAGGUAUAAGCUUUAAGG
Uranotaenia lowii is the source of this 935-nucleotide messenger RNA. RefSeq names its product protein diaphanous homolog 1-like. NCBI's taxonomy places the organism in Eukaryota, Metazoa, Arthropoda, Insecta, Diptera, Culicidae. Bases 68 to 829 code for a protein of 253 amino acids. The transcript is spliced from 3 exons. The record is from RefSeq and is a predicted model, not a curated record.